Varanus komodoensis (Komodo dragon) is the source of this 1919-nucleotide messenger RNA. It is a transcript of the gene KCNJ5, whose product is annotated as potassium inwardly rectifying channel subfamily J member 5. Gene Ontology annotation, cellular component: plasma membrane. The record is from RefSeq and is a predicted model, not a curated record. Bases 241 to 1599 code for a protein of 452 amino acids. Gene Ontology annotation, biological process: potassium ion import across plasma membrane; regulation of monoatomic ion transmembrane transport. Lineage: Eukaryota; Metazoa; Chordata; Lepidosauria; Squamata; Varanidae. Gene Ontology annotation, molecular function: G-protein activated inward rectifier potassium channel activity. The transcript is spliced from 4 exons.
GCAAGCAGGAGAAGCGAGGCUGAGCGAGAAGACGUUCUGGCAAUGAUGGCAUGGGCUGGGGAAUCGCAGAGCAGAUGUCUUACCCUCACUGGUUCCAUCGCCUUCUGUCCUCAGAGCGACUCAUGAGGCGUUGCCACUGCUGGCCAGGAAAAAAAAUCCAUUUCCUUGCUCUAACUGCACUACAACCACCACUGCAGAAGCUGUUCUUAAGCAACAGGAGAGAAACUGCAGGAGGGCAUCAUGGACUACAGAAUCCACAAACAACUACCAAACAUGGCUGGAGAUUCCAGAAUUUUCAUGAACCAGGACAUGGAGAUUGGUGUCACCCCAAGAGAACAUAAAAAGAUCCCCAAACAAGCCCGGGAUGAUGUCCCAAUUACCACUGAUCGAACUCGCCUUUUGGCUGCAGAAAUCAAGAAACCACGCCAGCGCUACAUGGAAAAAAGUGGCAAGUGCAAUGUCCACCAUGGAAAUGUCCAGGAAACCUAUCGUUAUCUCAGUGACCUCUUUACUACUUUGGUAGACCUCAAGUGGCGUUUUAAUCUUCUUGUGUUCACUAUGGUCUACACUAUCACUUGGUUGUUUUUUGGGUUCAUUUGGUGGCUCAUUGCCUACAUUCGAGGAGACCUAGAUCAUGCAGAAGAUGAAGACUGGAUCCCUUGUGUUGAUAAUCUCAGUGGCUUUGUCUCUGCAUUUCUGUUUUCCAUAGAGACAGAGACCACCAUUGGGUAUGGCCAUAGAGUGAUCACUGAGAAAUGUCCUGAAGGUAUCAUACUCCUUUUGGUUCAGGCCAUUCUAGGCUCUAUAGUCAAUGCUUUCAUGGUAGGGUGCAUGUUUGUGAAGAUCAGCCAACCAAAGAAGAGGGCAGAGACCCUCAUGUUUUCCAACAAUGCUGUGAUUUCUAUGAGGGAUGAGAAGCUCUGUCUCAUGUUCCGGGUUGGGGAUCUAAGGAAUUCGCACAUUGUUGAAGCUUCCAUUAGAGCCAAGUUGAUUAAAUCCAAACAGACUAAAGAAGGGGAAUUCAUCCCCUUGAACCAGACAGACAUCAAUGUGGGAUUUGACACAGGAGAUGACAGACUGUUCCUGGUGUCACCACUCAUCAUUUCACAUGAAAUCAAUGAGAAGAGUCCAUUCUGGGAGAUGUCCCGUGCCCAGCUGGAGAAAGAAGAGUUUGAAAUAGUGGUCAUUUUGGAAGGAAUGGUAGAAGCAACUGGAAUGACUUGCCAGGCUCGGAGCUCCUACAUGGACACAGAAGUGCUUUGGGGACACCGCUUCACUCCCGUGCUUACCCUAGAGAAGGACUUUUAUGAAGUUGACUACAACAGCUUCCACUGCACCUAUGAAACCAACACACCUUCGUGCUGUGCCAAAGAACUGGCUGAAUCUUUCCAGGAGGGGCAGCUCCUCAGUCACCCAUCCAAUGCCAACCUCAUGGGUGGAGGAGAAUCAGAGAAGGGAGAGGAGGAAGAGGGGAAAGAAGAUCAGAAAGAGGGAAGGCUCAAGGAGAAUGAUGAGGACAAAGAAGAGCCACAGGAGCUAGCGGAAUUGAACGGCACCAAUGGGACAGCAGAAGAAGUGAUGGAUAGCCUGUCCUCAUAACAAAAGACUUGCUGAACUAUAGGAAAUUCAGGUGCAGUCAUCAUGAAGAAGACAGGUGAGGACAUUAGGAAGCCAAAGACUGGAACCCAGUGCUCUCACUUCCCAGCUGAACUCAAAUGGGCCCUUCUCUCUCUUUGAGGUUCUGCUUUCCAUUCUGAAAAAUGGGGGCUGUUACUCACCAUUUUGAGAUCCAUGGACACAUGCAAAGUACUAGAUAGGAAUAUUAUGAUAAAGCUGAUAAUAUUGACAUUUUUCUCCUUUUCUUUGAAAUCCUCUCUUCAGACAGAAGGAGGAUAUACGUGUUUUUAAAACUCCCUGUU